AAAGAAAUCCAUGUAAAAGUAAUAAUGGAGAGUGCUAGAGGCUCACGCAGCGUAAGACUGCAGAGGAAGAAAGCUGGGGGUGCAGGUGACUAUCAGUCAUUAGGGUUUAGUGUGAAAGGAGGCUGUGAACAUGGGAUUCCCAUUGUUGUGUCAAGUGUAGAGAAAAAUGGACCAGCUGCACUUUCUAUUCGUCCUGGAGAUGAAAUACUUUCCGUUAAUGGCAUCAGCCUUCAAGGUAUCAGCCAUAAAGAAGCUGUUACCUAUCUCAGGAGUGUAAAGGGUUCCUCAGUUAUUCUUCAUAUAAAAUCGAACCCAGUACUGCAAGACACUUUCUCUUCACACCCUCAGGUACCAUUUUCCUCAUUAGUCUCUAGCAUAAAGGAAGAUGUUGAUUCUACUGAAGCAACUGAUGAUGACCCAGCUCCACUUCCAAAAGGAUGGGAAAGGAAAGUGGACUUUAAAACGGAUAGGCCAUACUUUGAAAAUCAUUACACAAAAACCUCAACAUGGGUUGAUCCCCGUUCCCUUUCCCCUCUUCCUCUCGAUGACUACAACUGGGAAGCUCUGCCUCCUGGCUGGGAGAAGUUUGUAGAUCAAUAUGGUGACACUUACUAUGUAGAUCACAAUACACAGAGAACAAUGUGGGACUCCCCCAGGGGGCUGAGAGAGCAAGAGCAAUUGAAAGAGCUCCAAUCAUUUAUAAAAGAAGAAAAAACUAAACUUAAAGAAAAACAAGAAGAAAUAAAGGAAAAACGCGCCCUCAUUCUUUGCAAGAGUGAAGAGUUGAGCAGUCAGAAAUCUUUGGGAACUUUAGAGAAGACUCAAGAGAGUAUUGACGCUGAAUUCAAUGAAGACGGUGAACCCAGUGGAGAUAUUGUUGAAGAUAUGAUGAUACUGAAUGAAGAGACUCAGGAAUUAGAAGCUACUAUACACAGGACUCAGUAUCAACUACAGGAACUGAAUAACAUAUUAAGUAAGGCUCAGUCAGAAGAAAUAGGUGAAUCCAACGCAUACAAAGGAGCUACCAUCAUUGCUGCAGAUUUGAAAAGAAAUGCCACAGAAUUCCAAGAGCUUAUAUUCUCAAUACAAGCACUUCUACUAUCACUAGAAGAGCUACAUCAAUCCGACACCAAUGAGACUCCACUUAGCUACAUGUUGCAGUUACAGCAACCAAAGCACCAAACGAAAGAAGAAAUGACUAGAACAACAGAAUGGAUACACGUCCUUGGUGACAAACUAACCGGAAAAACAAACACUGAAAUGAGACUUGAGAACCUGAUUCUUCAAAUCCUGUUACCUUCAGUAAGACUAUUAUUGCAGCAGGUGACUGAUUUGUGCAAAAAAGUGAAGGAGACACGUGUGCUUGUUGACUGGGACGGUAUAGUUGGACAGCUAGUUAGUAUGGACAUGUCUGUUCUUAAGGAAGAAUGGAUUCAUUGUGAGGAUUUUAGGGAGAAGUUACAAAGAGUGACAAAUCAAUGACUUAUAAAGAAUCUUCUUUUCUAUAAGAUAUUUAUUUUUUAAUUGCAUUGUUUGCUCUGUGUGUCAUGCAAAGUGUUUUUGUCUUGAUAUGAGUCCUCUUGAAGUUGGAUACUGACUCUCA
Messenger RNA from Amphimedon queenslandica, 1603 nucleotides. RefSeq names its product protein kibra-like. Gene Ontology annotation, molecular function: protein binding. Gene Ontology annotation, biological process: signal transduction. Lineage: Eukaryota; Metazoa; Porifera; Demospongiae; Haplosclerida; Niphatidae. The coding region runs from base 25 to 1482 and encodes 485 amino acids. The transcript has 8 exons. The record is from RefSeq and is a predicted model, not a curated record. Gene Ontology annotation, cellular component: cytoplasm.